Messenger RNA from Williopsis jadinii, 1441 nucleotides. RefSeq names its product eukaryotic translation initiation factor 3 subunit E. The transcript has a single exon. NCBI's taxonomy places the organism in Eukaryota, Fungi, Ascomycota, Saccharomycetes, Phaffomycetales, Wickerhamomycetaceae. The record is from RefSeq and is a predicted model, not a curated record. The coding region runs from base 33 to 1358 and encodes 441 amino acids. Gene Ontology annotation, biological process: translational initiation. Gene Ontology annotation, molecular function: translation initiation factor activity. Gene Ontology annotation, cellular component: eukaryotic translation initiation factor 3 complex; cytoplasm; nucleus.
UGUCGUUAGAUAGUUGAGAUAUACCUGACAAGAUGAGUGAUUUGACAUCAGAAGAGCUUGAGAUCGCUCGCCAAUAUGACUUGGUUCAGAAGAUGAUUCCAUUCUUUGACCGUCAUCUUCUUUACCCAAUCCUGGAGUCGCUUGGAGACAUCUACGAUGAGAAGACCAUCACCAAGCUUACUUAUGAGCUGUUCAAAGACACAAACAUGACCAACUUCUUGGAGGAACAAUGGAAGAAAUUGGAUGGCGGGUCAUUGCCUGCUGAGAUUGUUGCUAAGAAGGAACAGAAGGAGAAGGAGUUUGCCAACUUGAACGAGGCUACGAAGAAAGUGUUGGAUGUGCUACGCCAGCAAGAUGUCCAGGAGCAUUUGGGCCAGGAUAAGAACCUGAAUAGAGAAUACUUGGAACAGAACCACGGUAUCACAGAGGAGGACAUUGACAGACUGUACGAGUUUGGUCAGUUCCAGUACAACAGCGGUGACUACGUGAUGGCUUCCGAUUUGCUCUCAAACUUCAGAGCAUUGACUACAAACAGUGAAAAGGUGUUGAACGCCACUUGGGGUAAAUUAGCCUGCGAGAUUAUCAGCACAAAUUGGGAGUCCGCAUUGAAGGAGCUCGCCAAGCUCAGAGAAGUCAUCGAUACAAGAUCAUUUGGUGAGACAUUGGUUCAACUCCAUUACAGAACUUGGAUCAUCCACUGGUCUUUGUUCCCUUUCUUCAACACCGAUAACGGAUUGGAGGGAUUGUUGGAUCUAUACUUUUCAUCUUCUUACUUGUCAACAAUCCAGGCCGCAUGUCCUUGGAUCUUGAGAUACCUCGUUGCUGCCGUGGUGGGCUCAGAGUCCUCCACCAAGAGUAACUUGUCCAAUCCAAACUUCCAGAAGAAACUCAAAGAUUUGAUCAGAAUCGUCGACCAAGAGCAAUACGAGUACAACGACCCUCUUACAGGCUUCAUCAAGGCUCUAUACAUUGAUUUUGACUUCGAAGAGGCUAACAACAAAUUGAACGAGUCAUUGGUGAUCUUCAAGACCGACUUCUUCUUGGCUAACGUUUCCGACAUCUUUGUCAAAAACGCUAGACACCUGAUUGCUGAGGUCUACUGCCGUGUUCAUAACAGAAUCGACCUUAACGACUUCUCCAAAUUCCUCAACUUGUCCAGAGACGACGGUGAGAAAUGGAUUGCUAACCUCAUCAAACAGACAAAGAUGAACGCCAAGAUUGACGAAGCUGCGGGUUCUGUAUCAUUCGAACACCCAAGUGGUAAUGUUUAUCAACAUGUUAUUGAAAAGACAAAGGGUCUUUCAUUCAAGGCUAACCAGAUCUUGGCCACUGCUCUUCAACAACAAGAUCAAGUGUAAUGGUUUUACUUGGUUUGUUACCGUGUAUACUAGUCUCAAAAAAAGAUUAAAUCAAAUAAAGGUCUUUUCCCCUUCAUAGGAAG